Messenger RNA from Selaginella moellendorffii, 1376 nucleotides. Its product is annotated as ubiquinone biosynthesis protein COQ4 homolog, mitochondrial. Gene Ontology annotation, biological process: ubiquinone biosynthetic process. The transcript has 2 exons. Gene Ontology annotation, cellular component: mitochondrial inner membrane. The record is from RefSeq and is a predicted model, not a curated record. The coding region runs from base 23 to 706 and encodes 227 amino acids. Lineage: Eukaryota; Viridiplantae; Streptophyta; Lycopodiopsida; Selaginellales; Selaginellaceae.
GUAUCUAGGGCUUGACAGAGCUAUGGCGUUCCAGGGCGCCAGGGUUCCUCUCAAUUGGUGGCAGCGCGCGGCCGUCGUGGCGGGUUCGGCAGUGGGAGCUGCGCUGAAUCCCGCUAGGGCGGAUCUCGUCGCUGCUCUGGGCGAGACCACGGGAGGAUUUGCGUUCCAGCGAAUGCUGGAGCGUAUGGAGCGAAGCCCCGAGGGCCAGAGAAUUCUCGCGGAGCGUCCCAGAGUGACAUCGUCGGCAAUGUCUCGCGCCUGGGAUCUCCCACCCAAUACCUUUGGCGCCGCCUACGCCCAGUUCAUGGGAUCCAGGAACUUUAGCCCCGACGAUCGCCCUCCAGUUCGAUUUCUAGAGUCCGAGCAGCUCGCCUACGUUGCGACACGAGCCCGGGAAGUUCACGACUUUUGGCACGUCCUCUUUAGCCUGCCCACCAGCGUCAUGGGAGAGCUCGCCUUGAAAGCUCUCGAGUUCCAGCAGACCACCAUGCCGAUGUGUUUCCUCUCGGUUGCCGGAGCUUCGUGGCGGCUCAAGCCACACCAGAGGGACGCGCUCUUCCGGGAGUUCAUCCCCUGGGCUUUCAAGGCUGGGAACUCCGCCACGGACCUGAUGUGCGUUUACUACGAGCAGCACCUGGACGAAGAUCUGGAAGACGUUCGCAGCAAGUGGGGCAUCAUUCCUGCGCCGGCGCUACGAAAAAAAUAGUUUUUCCGAGCCUCCUCAACUCGUCAACUUCGCCCAAGCUCCUGUGAGCCUCUUCUUCUACAAGAGCUUUGGUGCUGGAUAAAAGGUUGAGCAAUUGCCGAAGAAACUUGCCUGUGCACGAAUGGAAAAGUCAUUAGAACCGGAUCGCAAAAGCUCAGGUACUUACAUUCUCCUGAUGGACAUUUCCAGUUGUGUCGUUCGGAUCAGGUCUCUGAGAAGCCAAUGUUCCAGAGGCCUUCCGGUGUCGAGGGAGGAACGUACUUAUACCGAUGCUCACACCGCGAGUUCCCGUUUCGCCUGGGAGUUCCACACGUUGACGUUGGGAAUCUAGUGGGAAAACCACAUCGAGCAACCUGAAGCUCGUAGUGAUGCGACGGAGACACUGGACUUACAACGAUGGUAGAGGUGCGACUGCUUCUGCUAAGUCUCCAGGAAAGGAGUGGACUGCGCCUGUUAAGUCGGUGCGGAAGACAGCCGACGCGUGGAAUGCAAGUGCAAAAAGUUCUACCACGCGGCUUCGAUUUCUCAGCUCCAUGGCGAUCUCUUGAGGCGUGUCGGCUCUGGUGGUGAAGUCCGAGGAAUUGAAAUUUAGGUAGAAACUAACAUAAUAUCACAUUGCAACCCUAUUGAAGUAAAGCCUUGCAAGAAUUAAUUUAGCCCAAGGUAAAAA